Oxyura jamaicensis (ruddy duck) is the source of this 1844-nucleotide messenger RNA. It is a transcript of the gene MSMO1, whose product is annotated as methylsterol monooxygenase 1. Gene Ontology annotation, molecular function: iron ion binding; C-4 methylsterol oxidase activity. The coding region runs from base 205 to 1095 and encodes 296 amino acids. NCBI's taxonomy places the organism in Eukaryota, Metazoa, Chordata, Aves, Anseriformes, Anatidae. Gene Ontology annotation, biological process: sterol biosynthetic process. The transcript has 6 exons. The record is from RefSeq and is a predicted model, not a curated record.
GCGUCCCGGCCCUCCUCACGCCUGACUCUCCGCCGCUGCCGCCGGCCGGCCAAUGGGCGCCGCGCCGGGGGUUACGCCGCGGCCAAUGGGCGGGCGCGCUUGAGGAGCCGGCGGGCGCGGCGCUUGUUAUUGCUGCCGGCGGCGCCGAGGUUGCUCGCCGAGAGCUGUGGAGGAAGGGUGACGGUGAUGGUCUGUGUCUGAGCAAUGGCAACGAACGACAGCGUGAACAUCUUGAACUCUGCCUAUCUGGCGGUGGAAUACAUAGACUCCUUCCUGCCCGACAACCCCCUGCAGCAGCCGUUCAAAAAUGCUUGGAACUACAUGCUGGACAACUACACCAAGUUCCAGAUUGCGACCUGGGGGUCGCUUAUAGUUCACGAAGCUUCGUACUUCUUGCUCUGCGUGCCCGGAUUUGUCUUUCAGUUUAUACCGUACAUGCAAAAGUAUAAAAUUCAACAGGAUAAACCAGAAACAUGGGAAAAACAGUGGAAGUGUUUCAAAACGCUCCUCUUCAAUCACUUUUUCAUUCAACUUCCUCUAAUUUGUGGCACCUAUUACUUCACAGAGUAUUUUAACAUCCCAUAUGAGUGGGAACAAAUGCCUAGAUGGUACGUUCUGCUUGCCCAGUGUUUCGGAUGUGCGGUGAUUGAGGACGCCUGGCACUACUUCCUGCAUAGAUUGCUGCAUCACAAGAGAAUAUACAAGUACAUCCAUAAGGUUCAUCAUGAGUUUGUAUCUCCUUUUGGAAUGCAAGCAGAAUAUGCACAUCCUCUGGAAACGCUUAUCCUCGGAACUGGCUUUUUCAUUGGAAUCGUUGUUUUCUGCAACCAUGUGAUUCUUCUCUGGGCAUGGGUAAUAUGCCGCUUGAUGGAAACCAUUGAUGUACACAGUGGCUAUGAUGUUCCACUGAACCCUCUCCAUUUGGUGCCUUUCUAUGCUGGGGCCCGUUUUCAUGAUUUCCAUCACAUGAACUUUAUCGGCAAUUAUGCUUCAACCUUCACGUGGUGGGACAGAAUCUUUGGCACAGACUCUCAAUUCAUUGCCUAUAAAGAAAAAGAGAAGAAGCAGCAGCUCAUGACGAAGAAGGCUAACUAAAAAUCCAGUGUAAAAAUUCUGAUGCUAAUACUGGUAGUCAACUUUUGCUUUUCUUUAAAGCAAAAUAGUGAUCGGGUAUUAAGCAGAAAUCAUGUUCCUUGGCUACUAAGUGGUAGGGAAAAAAAAGCUAAUUAAACUGCAGUAUCUUCCUAAUGGGAAUGCUUUCUAUUUUAUAUGUAAGUACUGCAUAUAUUUUAACUACAGAUUUAAAGAAGAUGCAAAAAAACUGAGAUGACUCUUGUCUGUCCGUUUUUUUGGCAAAAAUUACUCAGUUUCAUCUUUAACGUUGCCCACUUUGGUUCCAGGUAGAACUGUACACGUACUCUGAAAUUGAACUUAAUUUUUUAAAAUAUAGAUACUUACAUUUGUAAUAUCAAAUAGAACAUUAACUGGUAUCAGCACUGUAUUAUUUAAAUAUUGGGUCCAAUUUGCUUUAAACCAAAACAUCUGUUAAUAAGCUUGGACAGGCCGUUUGCACACUGGAUAAUGCGAACUGUAUAUACGAGAAUACCUAUCAAGACGUGAGUUAGCAGACAUUCCUGAUCUAGACUUACUUUUUUUUUUUUUUUAGAUUACAAAUAAAGAGAAUACAAGUUUUUGUUUUGAACAAACUGUUUUUGCUGCUCUCUGAAGUUGCUGUCAGUGUACUUAGCAUUUACAUUACAUUCUUUUGUGUUGUAAUUUGCUGAACUGACUUGUUGCUAUAUUUGCACUUGUGACUGAUGAAAUAAAUGUGGUUUGGUUUGAUA